AUGGACCAUGGUUACAACUAUGAGGUGUCUAAGGAAACAGCGGACUGGUUACAUGCCCGUACUGUCCAGCGCCCAAAGGCCGCCAUCAUCUGUGGAUCUGGACUGGGAGCUCUGGCUGAUGUGUUGGAUAACAAGACAGUCUUUCUGUAUGAGGACAUUCCUCAUUUCCCACGGAGCACAGUUGCAGGGCAUGUUGGCAGAUUGGUGUUUGGGGAGCUGAACGGACAGCCCUGUGUGUGUAUGCAGGGACGUUUCCACUAUUAUGAAGGAUACUCUGUCAGCACGGUCACCUUUCCCAUCAGGGUCUUCUUUCUCCUGGGAGUGGAGAUCUUGAUUGUCACAAAUGCUGCUGGGGGCCUGAAUCCCCACUUCCAAGUAGGGGAUAUCAUGUUCAUUAGAGAUCACAUCAGCACAUUUGGCUUGGGAGGGCAGAAUCCACUGCGUGGACCAAAUGAUGAGAGGUUUGGAGUGAGGUUUCCCUGCAUGUCAGAUGCUUAUGAACAAGAUCUGCUUAGCCUGGCAAGGGAGAGCGCGCAGGAGCUGGGUUUUCUGAGCUUCAUCCAAGAAGGAGUGUACUGUCUGCUGGCUGGUCCCUGCUAUGAAACCAUUGCCGAGUGCCGCAUGCUGCAGGCUCUGGGAGCGGAUGCUGUAGGCAUGAGCACUGUCCCAGAAGUAAUUGUAGCCAGGCAUUGCGGCCUCCGAGUCCUUGGGAUCUCCCUCAUCACCAACAAAGUGGUAAUGAGCUACAACAGUCAAGAGAAAGCCAACCAUGAGGAAGUGCUGCGCGUCUCGGUGGUCCGGGCUGAAGCCCUGCAGAAACUGGUCACGCACAUCCUUGGCAAACUGGGGGAAAGCGCAAACUCUCCGUGA
Cariama cristata (Red-legged seriema) is the source of this 870-nucleotide messenger RNA. It is a transcript of the gene PNP, whose product is annotated as purine nucleoside phosphorylase. The transcript is spliced from 6 exons. Gene Ontology annotation, cellular component: cytoplasm. The record is from RefSeq and is a predicted model, not a curated record. Gene Ontology annotation, molecular function: purine-nucleoside phosphorylase activity. Bases 1 to 870 code for a protein of 289 amino acids. NCBI's taxonomy places the organism in Eukaryota, Metazoa, Chordata, Aves, Cariamiformes, Cariamidae. Gene Ontology annotation, biological process: nucleoside metabolic process.